Molecule: messenger RNA, 1226 nt
Organism: Olea europaea var. sylvestris
Lineage: Eukaryota; Viridiplantae; Streptophyta; Magnoliopsida; Lamiales; Oleaceae
Product: U-box domain-containing protein 35-like
Exons: 6
Coding region: 183-1226 (347 amino acids)
Source: RefSeq, a predicted model, not a curated record
GAGAGUUCCCUCUGUGUCAUUUCCUUCGUCCAUUUGGUUAAAAAAAAAAAAAACUACCGGGAGGAAAUCGGUGGAGGUAAUGGUGGUGGAGCUCCUCCCAGUAACAGCAGCGCAACCCUCAUUCUACCACCACCACCACCCCCAUCUUUAAUCAAAACCUUAAUUUUCUUCCAUUCCAAAAAAUGCCACCCCAAAUUCUACACGAUGAUAAUCCCACUGUUGUGGCCGUCGAUAAAGACAAGCAUAGUUUUUCUGCCGUUCGAUGGGCGAUUGAUCAUCUCUUGAUGACCAAUCCAACCCUCAUUUUAAUCCAUGUAAAGACCGGACAAUCUCAAAAUCAAAAUUUAAAUGGGGUCUCCCCAGAUGCAAAUGGUGGAUUCCUUGACGAAAUUUUCACGCCUUUUCGUGCAUAUUGUGCAUGCAAAGGGAUAAUAGUGAGAGAGGCAGUCAUUGAAGGUGAUGAUGUGUCUAAUUCACUUAUAGACUACAUCAACCAUCACCAUGUUACCAAUGUGGUUCUUGGUGGCUCAUCGCGGAGUGCUCUUUCAAGGAAAUUUUGGACUUACGAUGUACCAACUUUGAUAAACAAGACUGCUCCAGAUUUUUGUUCAGUGUAUGUAAUUGUGAAAGGAAAGACACAAUCUGUCCGACUAGCAGCACGACAUGCAGCCAGUUCGACUCCACCUAGGAUACCUUCCACACAAGCACAGUCUGUCAAGAUUAACAACUUUGAACCAGACACUGGAUCCAGGGCAAAUUCUAUAAGAGAGUGGAAGGGUGUAGGUUCUGAGAGGAUCGUGUCCAACAAAGGUCCAGGGAAUGGAUCAAUGGACAAUUAUGACAUUUCCAGUCGAGUAGGAUCGAAAAUGUCACCUGGCCACAUUUCCCUAGACAGACCAGUCAAGUUGGGAUCAAUUGAUAUUCCAACACAAAAUUUAGACUUCACCUUUAUUGCAGAAGGUGGUGAUGACAAAUAUUCCUCAUCUUCAAAAGAAGCUGAAGACGAGAUGAAAAGACUAAAGCAUGAGGUGAGGCAGACCAUGGACAUGUAUAAUACUGCUUGCAAGGAAGCAGUUUCUGCCCAACAAAAGGUAAAUAAUGCUACUUUUGGCAGCAAGAAUGAAAAUUCCGUAGUAUCUAAUAUUGUAAAGAAGAAGCUAGGCAACCAAACACACCUUCUCUCACCCCAAGAUCGCACACCAUGGAACGAUUCGGUUUCUGUUUAA